AUGCAGGCCCAGCGUGGACACCUCGACCGUGAGAACGGAGACCUCGAAGUCGGAGUUGCAGACCUUCUCCAGCAGCGCCCGGACGCGCACCACUCGGCGCCCCUCCCUCAGCCGCCCGCAUGGCUCGUCAACUGGGAGCGCAAGCGUCCCGCCCUCCUCGUCGAGUGCCUCGCUGAGGCCAUCGGCGUCUUCAUGUAUGUCUUCCCGGGACUCGGCGCAUCCGCCGCUUUCCUCGUCACCACCGUCGCCAAGGAGCCCGGAUUCGGCGCUCUCCUCAACAUUGGUAUCGCCUAUGCCCUCGGUAUCGUGUUCGCUAUCGUCGUUGCCGCGCCUACUUCGGGUGGUCACCUCUCGCCUUCCUUCACCCUCGCUUUCGUCGUCUUCAAGGGCUUCCCGAUCCGCAAGGCGCCCUUCUACAUGCUUUCGCAAAUCCUCGGUGGCUUCGUCGCUGCGCUCGCGGUCUACGGCAUCUACAAGCAGCAGCUCGACGCCGUUUCCGCCGGCUUUGUCAAGCUCGGCAUCGCACCCGAGAUCUUCUCUGCCAGCGGCCCCGCCGGUGUCCUCGCCCUGUUCCCUCAGCCCACUCAGGCGCUCAAGUGGGUCUUCAUGAACGAGUUCUUCGCCAACAUGUUCCUCGCGAUCCUCGUCUUCUCCGUCCUCGACCUCUGCAACUUCUUCGUCUCGAUCCCCGUCGCGCCGUUCGUCAUCGGUCUCGGCUACUUGUGCAUCAUCCUCGCGUUCGCCGUCAACUCGGUCGCCCUUAACGCCGCUCGCGACGUUGGUGGCCGCUUCGCUUGCGGUGUCAUCUACGGCUCGAAGUGCUUCACCGCCAACUCGGGCUACACCGCGCUCGCCGCGCUCACGACCUUCCCCGCGACGCUCAUCGGCGCGCUCAUCCACACGCUGUUCCUCUCCGACACGGCCCGCAUGAUCGUCAACGCCCCUCCCGCGAUGGCCGAGCAGGUCUCGCUCUACAACGAGUCGAGGGGAUUCCCGCCUGUUGGACGCUCCAUCACCCGCGAGUCGGUCUACCGCGACCAGAACGGCAUGCCCCUCAAGGCCUAA
Messenger RNA from Rhodotorula toruloides NP11, 1065 nucleotides. Its product is annotated as glycerol uptake facilitator. The transcript is spliced from 7 exons. The record is from RefSeq and is a predicted model, not a curated record. Gene Ontology annotation, cellular component: plasma membrane. Gene Ontology annotation, molecular function: water channel activity; glycerol channel activity. The coding region runs from base 1 to 1065 and encodes 354 amino acids. Gene Ontology annotation, biological process: water transport; glycerol transmembrane transport. Lineage: Eukaryota; Fungi; Basidiomycota; Microbotryomycetes; Sporidiobolales; Sporidiobolaceae.